GCCAGCCACUUACCAGCAAGGUGAUGAAGAAGUUUGGAUCUCCUGUAACAGAGCAGCAUGAGCAGAAUGAUCUCUCAUCUUCUGUGUCUUGAACUGUUGGUCCUGCUGGCAUUAGGAACUCAAGGCAAUGAUCAAGAAGGAAAGACCACAACAUGCAAUAUCUCCAGAAACCUAAUCAAAGAUCUCUCCAACCAUAAUCUAAAAGAAGUGCCAAAAGACUUGAACCCAGACACACAGUACUUGGACCUUUCUUUCAAUACCAUAAUAACCAUUGCAAAAAAAGAUCUGGCUUCCCUGUCACAACUUUGUGUCUUACAGCUAUCUUACAACAGCUUGGUGACCAUCUCCAUGGAUGCAUUUGAAAAUAACACAAAACUGGAGAUGCUCAACAUUUCCCACAAUUUUUUGGACUUUAUCCCACACUUGGCAAUACCAAGUCUUAGAGUCCUUGAUUUGUCUAGCAAUAUUUAUAGGAAUUACACUUGUGGGAGCUCAUUUAAGAACAUGACACACCUCAAUUUGCUUGUGCUUGGAAGUCCCGAAGCUAGAUCCGUCGCUCUGCCUGACUUUGUGUCACUCCACCACCUGAAUCUAGCAUAUAUGCAGUUGGGGGAUAAGGCAGGAUUGCAGCUUUAUGAAGCUGGCUCUUUUACACAACUCCCACACCUUGUGGAAAUGACACUCGUUGGCCCGUUGUGUGAUAAGACUGGCAUCUUUUCCAGUGUCCUUCAAGACCUUGAUAAAAUAAAUGUUCAGAGUUUAAGACUGGUCAAGCUUAUUCCCAAGGACUGUACUGUCUCUACAGAAUUGUUUGACAUCCUAAAAGAUCUGAAAUCUUUGAAAAAUCUCUCUUUUAUAGACUGCUGGUUCAACAGCUCAGUAAUGACCAAGCUUGUCUUUUAUGUUGUUCAGUCUCCAGUCCAAAUUCUUACCUUGUCAAACAUGACUUAUUUUGAGGAUACCUCUGAAGGACUCCAGUUUCACGGAGUACCUGGCUUGAAUCAGACGAUUAAACUGAAAGGUCUCGUUAUCGAGAAUGUCCUUCAUUAUCAGUAUAAAUUCCCAGUAUUCAACAUGAGUGCUUCCCAUUUCUUUCAGCUUGUGUAUCUUAAGUUCUCUGGGACAGGGAUGAGCAUAUUACCGUGCAACUUAAUAUCAUCUUUACCUUCAAUGGAAAUUCUUGAUGUCUCAAACAAUCUCUUAACAAAUUAUGGCUUUUGGUGGUUUAAUUGUUCUCACAUACAUAAGUUUCCAGCAUUAAAACACCUUAACCUGAAUCGGAACAGAUUUAAAAAUCUUGAUUUCAUAUCUGAGAAGAUUCAGCUGAUUAAACAUAUAGAAACUCUGGACCUCAGCUUUAAUUCUUUAUUGCUUAGUGGAAAAUGCUCAUGGCCUUCCACUUUAACAAGAAUUAGCUUGAGUAACAACAACCUGGGGAAUUCUGUGUUCAGCUUUCUGUCUCCAUAUUUCAGAAGUGUUAACCUUACAAAGACUGGGAUUACCGCCAUACCAUUUGAUGUGCUUUCCCAGAUGCUCAACCUAACACACCUCUACUUGAGCUCCAAUAGCAUUAGUACGCUACCAGAUAACCUCCUUGUGCCGCUCUUACAGGUGUUUCAUGUGGAUCAAAAUGCUAUCAAUGUUAUCGGUAGCAGUGCCCUGAAAGGAAUGCCAGAUCUCAAGGAAUUGAAUGCUGCACACAACCCCUUUAGCUGUAAGUGUGAGCUCUACUGGUUUGUUGUCACCUUUGACCAAAGCCGCCUUCUUCACUGGCCAUGGGAGUACACCUGCCAGUAUCCUCCAGACAUGGUGGGGAAAUACCUGAUAGAAUACAAGCCUGGUAAAGUAGCAUGUGAAACAUGGAUUCAGGCUUUAAUUGGAGUCAUUUUUCUUCUUGGUAUUAGUCUGGCUAUUGGUGUACCCUUUUAUAAGUUUGAUGGACUUUGGUACCUCAAAAUGCUCUGGGUCUGGAUAAGAGUAAAAAUAAGAAGCACUAAGGAAGCAGAAAGGUUGGGCAAUGCUAAUUUCCUCUACCAUGCAUUCAUUUCCUACAGUCAACAUGAUUUCACCUGGGUAGAAAACUAUCUUCUACCCAAUCUGGAAAAAGCAGGUCUUAAAAUCUGUAUCCACCAGCGGGAUUUUGUGCCAGGAGACUGGAUCAUAGACAACAUCAUCAACUGUGUUGAAAACAGUUACAAGACACUGUUUGUUCUGUCCAAGAACUUUGUCCAGAGUGAGUGGUGCAAUUACGAGCUCUUCUUUGCCCAGCACCGCGCUCUCAGCAUUCAACAGGAUUCACUGGUCUUUAUACUCUUGGAGCCAAUCCCCUCUGACUCCCUGCCCAAGAAAUUCCUAAAGCUGAGGACCCUCCUUCAAAAGCAGACAUACCUUGAGUGGCCUGUUGAAGGACGGAAGAAGCAAGUCUUCUGGGCCAGUCUCAAAAGAAUGCUUCAGCAGGGCAGCAGUUACAUGCAGUUGAGGAGGACUGCUCUUGAACUGGCAGAUUGUUGUUCUAGCUUGGACACUCUCAUUUAACCGAUUUUUAAAGCUAAAGACUUAGUACGAAUAUUACAAUAUUUACGGUAGAUAUGUUCUACUUUUAAUGUUAUUACACUGGAACAGAUUCUGUUGUACAAUAAUCACAAAUUUCUUUCCAGUGAGAAGAUGCAUGACUUUAUAUUAGAAAACACAUGUACCCAGUUUGAAGAAAGCCAAAGGUAGUGCUGUCCAAGACUGAGCCAAACGUUCAGCACUGUGGCUCAUUGGGCUGCCCUACCGCAAAUUACAUUUUUCUAAAGCUGGUCAGCUAGUCUGUAACGCUUCUACAAAUAUGCUUAUCAUUAGACAUGCGGAUAUUUCAUAUGAAUUAGUAUAUUUCAGAUUCUUUGCUUUAGCACAGUUGCAAAGUUAGUUUAAUAUUAGAUCAAAUUUGAUUGUAUAAUGGAAAUUGAAAUGAAUCGUUUAGGGACAUUAUUAGAAAAGUGGCUCACGAGAAUCUAACCUUGGAAAAAGCAGAGCAAAGAGAUGAAGAAAGAAAGCAAGGAAGAUGCUGAACUUCAGCUCUGAAAAACAGAACAAUGGGGGAAAUUUUAGGUAGAGAAAAAGGGAAAUUAGCUGUUCAUUGAGGUUUUACACAAUUAUUAAACAAAUGGAGAAAUAAACACAAUUCAUCCCAUUUGUAGUCUAAAAUUACUUGACAAGGCUUCAACACAACCAACACAUUUCCCUAAAUAUUUGCUGGGGAUUUAUUCACAAAUAAAGAAGGUGAUAACUCAGUUAAAAGACUAAGCUUAGUAAGGUGGCCAAGAAUAAAAAGCUUAUUACUGAUAUAUAAUUUGAGUUUGGUGGCAACCUUGUAAAAGAUUUGCUAUGCAGAAUCACACAUAUAAAAUUUAAAGGAAUACUCCACCCAAAAAUCAUUUCUUUUCAAGUUACUUACCCAGUGUGGUUUGUGGCGAUGGCUGAGAAAAAAAAAAAUGAACACAUUUUCUGAUAGCAAGGGCAUCAAUGGAGACCAACACUAGACAACUAACAAUAUGAACACAUCCAUGACAAAAAUAUCUAACUUUAGUUGGGUCAUAUAAUUCACAUAUCAAAUUAUCCAGUCAUAUGCUUACAAUGUGUCAGACACAUGCAUUGUUUUGCUAAAAGAUUGUUGAUAAAAAUUAUUUUCGCUAAAAUCAGAGCAGUGCACACAGAAGAAAUGCUGUCAAACAGGAAUGAGCUUUGGAAUUGACUCUUGAAUGAGCAUUAGUAACGAUUAAAACAGUAUUUACCGACAGAAGGAGAUACUGUGAAUCCUGCGACACUGGGCCACACUCUAUAAUGUAGGAUUUUGUUACAUUGGUGUUGAUCACUAAAGAAAAAUUACAACAAAAAAUGUUACAUUGUAUGGAAUAAGCAUAUCACAAAUUAAUAGU
Messenger RNA from Polypterus senegalus (gray bichir), 3920 nucleotides. Its product is annotated as toll-like receptor 6. The record is from RefSeq and is a predicted model, not a curated record. The transcript has 2 exons. Gene Ontology annotation, biological process: immune response; inflammatory response; toll-like receptor signaling pathway. Gene Ontology annotation, cellular component: membrane. NCBI's taxonomy places the organism in Eukaryota, Metazoa, Chordata, Cladistia, Polypteriformes, Polypteridae. Bases 58 to 2535 code for a protein of 825 amino acids. Gene Ontology annotation, molecular function: transmembrane signaling receptor activity; protein binding.